This is a messenger RNA of Struthio camelus australis, 1632 nucleotides long. NCBI's taxonomy places the organism in Eukaryota, Metazoa, Chordata, Aves, Struthioniformes, Struthionidae. The record is from RefSeq and is a predicted model, not a curated record.
GCCGCUGGGGCCGAGGGGAGGCCAGCUCGCAGCCAUGGCCCUCGCUGUGCGCCCAGUUGCGUGGUAUCGGGGAUGCCCGGAGGGGCUCGAGGGAGGUAGGGUCGCCGCCUUCUCGUGGGUGCCUUUUGCCUUUGGACUCUGUUCCCUGGGGAAACGUUAGUGGAGAUCAGAGCGAGCCACGGUUAGGGGGUACAAGGCGGACCUUUGUGUAGGUGUUGUAUGAACUGCGGGUCCUGGCAUGCCUGGUAUUUAGAGUUGUUACUAAACAGCUGGCCUGUGGAGGAGUUGGCUUUGUUUCUUCUGGGGUAAUGUUAAAAUUUUCAGUGUUCCUCGUGCACCCCCAAGCUGUAAAACUUGGGUGCUCUGUUGAUACCUUCAGUGAGGGUUUUGAUUAGUGUUUUAAGCUCACAACACACGUUUCUCUGGAGCCGAUGUUUUCCUAAAGCUUUGAGCUUAGCUAAAAAAACUACUUUGCUGGAAUGUUUUAAAGGGUUAAAAACCCUUUAGGGUUUGAAAUUGAUUUUAGUUAAUUGAAGGAAAUAUUUCUGGACUCACCAAAGAAAUAACAGGGAUCAUGGAUCAGAACAACAGCUUGCCACCCUAUGCUCAAGGCUUAGCCUCCCCUCAGGGUGCAAUGACUCCAGGAAUUCCAAUUUUUAGCCCAAUGAUGCCAUAUGGCACAGGACUUACACCCCAGCCUGUCCAGAGCACCAACAGUCUGUCCAUCCUGGAGGAACAGCAGCGGCAGCAGCAGCAGCAGCAACAGCAAGCAGCGCAGCAAUCUACGUCACAGCAAGCAACACAGGGAACGUCCGGUCAAACACCUCAGCUCUUCCACUCACAGACUCUUACCACAGCCCCUUUACCGGGAACCACACCUCUGUACCCCUCUCCCAUGACUCCGAUGACUCCAAUAACUCCUGCAACACCAGCAUCCGAGAGCUCUGGGAUAGUGCCACAGCUACAGAAUAUUGUGUCCACGGUUAAUCUUGGUUGCAAGCUUGACCUAAAAACCAUUGCGCUUCGUGCCCGAAAUGCUGAAUAUAACCCCAAGCGUUUUGCUGCUGUUAUUAUGAGAAUAAGAGAACCUCGUACUACUGCACUUAUAUUCAGCUCUGGAAAAAUGGUGUGCACGGGAGCUAAAAGUGAGGAGCAGUCCAGACUGGCAGCAAGGAAGUAUGCUAGAGUUGUCCAGAAGUUGGGUUUUCCAGCAAAAUUUCUGGAUUUUAAAAUUCAGAACAUGGUGGGGAGCUGUGCUAGAGUGACGUCUGUUCAGAUUGUUCCCUUGCACCAGAGGGAAAUCUGCAUCUUUUCCCAUCACUGCCCUUCCUCUGGUCAUGUUUAUACAAUCAGUGUCAUUCUCUUCUCUUGCAGCUAUGAGCCGGAAUUGUUUCCUGGCUUAAUCUACAGAAUGAUCAAGCCAAGAAUUGUGCUACUCAUUUUUGUUUCUGGAAAAGUGGUUUUAACUGGUGCUAAAGUCCGAGCAGAAAUCUAUGAAGCAUUUGAAAACAUCUAUCCAAUUUUAAAGGGAUUUAGAAAAACAACGUAACAGUUUCUAUGAAUUUCAGAGAAAUUGGGGGUACAUUUUAAAAGGUAUUGUGGAUGGCACAGCAGUAACAAGAGAUGGACUUU